AUGGCUUCCCCAACUGACGCGUCUAUAGAAGAUCUCCUGGAAGAUCUUCAGCUAAACCAUGUUAUUCUACAAAGCCUAGAGGAACAACGGCCAAAUGCCGUUGCUGAAAAGCAAGAGAUUUUAGAUGCCAUCAAAACAUUAGAAACGCGACUGGCAGAACUACGCGGUACUGCCACAAAGAGCCCGCCACAUAGUCGCUUUGCUCCCCACCAGGGUCCGGAAAACUCAUUUUUGUAUCGAGCGCAGUUAGAUGGAAGCUCUGGUUCUAGCCCGGAAAACUCUCCCAGAGGUUUACGACCGGAUCAGUCCACCAUGUCUCCCCCGUCGCAGCCAUUUCAGUCGGCGAGGAAGCUAGCGGAGUCAUUUCAACCUUUAGGGCCGUUGACCAUUCGAAAGCGUGGGCGAGAGGAAGACGAUGAUCGUAAUCAUGCCCAUGAUGAUGGUGUCGAAACAGACUGGACCGAUGAUCUGGAGUUACCCUCAAAGCGGGUCGCAACAAAGAAGCCUUCCUCUAGCCCGAUCUCAUUGCCUGUUCGUAGUCUUCAGGGGCAGGGGCAGGAUGAUGGCUUUGACGACAGCAUUGAUGAACUUCGAAAAGUGCUGGGCUUGGACAGUAAUGAUAUCCUCGAGCUCCAAGACGAACAGCGAAAAGCUGAACAAUGGCUCGAGAAGCGCAAGGAACAGGAACGCCUCGACGAAGAGUAUGCUCGUAGACUGGAAGGCUUGCAAGAGUCGCCCCGACCAGCUUCCGCCAGAAGCACUUCGUCUACUCACUACUCUGGGUUUUCUUUGCCUUCCCCCGCUCCUAGGGUUAAAAAUGGAAUACCAUUUCCCGAUGUCAAUCGAUCAAUGCCUGGGGCCAUACAGCCCACAGAUCUUUAUCGUUCACCAUUCGUACCGCCUCCGUUGCCUGAGACAAAUCGGCUGGGGCCUCAGCGCCUCCAACCGGCCCUCAUACCUGACAGCGAUGAUAGCGAUAUUGCCGAAAUCUCAGCUCAGGAUUUCGAGCUUCUCAUCGGUCCGUCCUCUAAGCGCCCUUUCAUGUCGCAGCAUUCCAUCGGCGGUUCGCGUUACCCAUUGCAAGACAGCUUUCCGCAACAGCGACCUUAUUCCAAUAUGUAUCCUUAUCUGGAGUCAAUGCCUGGUCCGAGUGGCAUCGGUGGACCUGGUCCUGCAUACGGCCCACAUGUAUUGCAGAAUACCAUGGCAAGGCUCAGUGCUGGGAAGGAGCUGCUUGAGCAUGCGGGGAAGUCCAUCUUCGGAAAUUACCCUAAUCCCUUCUCGCCCUACGAUAGCUCGGUUCCUCUUUAUCCAGGUCCCACCGGCUACGACAUGAACAAGUUGCCGGAGUGGGUGAGUGAUUACUACGGAGCUGAUCCUAAAAAGGUUAAUGAAGAGAUCAAACAACUUCUGGAGACUAUUAGACCCGAUUCGGAUAUUUCUACAGAAAACCGUGAGGGGACUCCUGAGGCCCUCAAAUUCACGUUGUUGGAGCACCAAAAGCUUGGACUGGCAUGGAUGAAAUCGAUGGAGGAGCAGGAGCAAAAAGGCGGUAUACUCGCUGAUGAUAUGGGCCUGGGGAAGACAAUACAAGCCAUUGCUCUCAUGGUAUCCAGACCCUCUACGGACGAGGAACGGAAACCGACUUUGAUCAUUGCCCCUGUCGCGCUGAUGCAGCAGUGGAAGCGAGAGAUAGGAAGAUUUUUAAAGCCUGGCCGUUACCAACUCUCGGUCUAUGUUUUGCACGGCGAAAAGCGAGCCGUAAGCUUUAGGGACCUGAAGAACUAUGAUGUGGUUCUGACAACUUUUGGAACCUUGUCUUCCGAACUCAAGCGUCGGGAAAAAUACGAUGAGCUACAGUCGUCUGGUGCGAACGAACAAACCCUGUCGAAGGAAAUUGCCAAAUCUUUACCGUGUCUUGGACCGUCCAGCAAGUGGUAUCGUGUGAUCAUUGAUGAAGCACAGUGUAUCAAGAACCGUAACACAAAAGCUGCCCUCGCCUGUUGUCGUCUUAAUGCCACCUAUCGCUGGUGUAUGAGCGGAACUCCCAUGAUGAACAAUGUCGAAGAGUUGCACUCACUAUUGAGAUUUCUCCGCAUCAAGCCUUACAGCAACCUGGAGCGGUUUAAUCACGAUUUCACACGGCCCCUCAAGGGGUCCAGUGUUAGUGCACAGCGCAAAGCAAUGAGACAGCUCCAGGUACUUCUGAAGGCAGUCCUCUUGCGGCGAACUAAAGACUCCAAGAUUGAUGGGAAACCAAUUUUACAACUCCCACAAAGGAUCUCAGAAAAAGUGCACGCUGUGUUCAGUGAAGAUGAAUUAGAGUUAUACAGUUCGCUCGAGGCUCGAACUCAACUUCAGUUCAACAAGUACCUCGAGGCUGGAACCGUGGGACGAAACUACUCCAAUAUUCUAGUCCUACUCCUUCGGCUGCGACAGGCGUGCUGCCAUCCCCAUUUAAUAACCGACUUUAGCGUCAAGCUCAACGCGAACACAGACGAGUUGGAUCUGAUUGCGAACGCGAAAGAAUUCGAUCAGGAUGUUGUGAUCCGCUUGAGAAGCAACAAUGAUGAUCUCGAAUGUCCCAUCUGCAUGGAUGCCGUUGAAAACCCAAUCAUCUUCUUCCCUUGCGGGCAUAGCACCUGUGCAGAAUGCUUCUCAAGGAUUUCCGAUCCGUCAUUGGCUCUGAGGCAGGGUCACGACGGUGCCGUGGAAGUCAAGUGUCCUAAUUGCCGUGGCAAAGUGGACCCGAAGAAGAUUACCGAUCAUGUGUCGUUUAGAAAGGUCCACGACCCUGACCACUCCCAUGACCCAGUUGAAGAAGAACCCGCCAAGUCUGCAGAAGAGCAAGACGAGAGUGAUGAUAGCGAUGACGGCGACAGCCUAACUCGAUUUAUUGUCAAUGAUGAGGAGGGCGAGGACAGCUCUUCCAAGAGGUCCAGGCGCAAGGGGAAAGGUAAAAUGGCCAAGGCUAAGCAAACCCUUGCCGAACUCAAGAAAGAAGCCUCGAAGAAUCAGAAAUCGAAACGCAAGUACCUUCGUCGACUAGAGAAGACUUGGGUGUCGAGCGCUAAGAUUGAAAAAGUCAUGGAGAUUCUGCGGGGUGUCCAGGAGGGCGAGGAGAAGACAAUCAUUUUCAGCCAGUUCACGUCUUUGCUUGACUUGCUCGAAGUUCCAAUUGUGCGUCAGGGCUGGGGAUAUCGGCGGUAUGAUGGUAGCAUGAAGCCAGGAGACCGAAAUUCAGCAGUGCUGGAUUUCACCGAUAACCCCGAUUGCAGGAUUAUGCUGGUCUCGUUGAAAGCGGGCAACUCUGGCUUGAACCUCGUUGCCGCAUCACAGGUUAUUCUCUUCGACCCAUUCUGGAAUCCAUACAUCGAGGAGCAAGCAAUCGACCGCGCGCAUCGAAUUGGACAGGUGCGAGAGGUACAAAUUCAUCGGAUUCUCGUGCAGAACACCGUUGAAGACCGCAUCCUUGAACUUCAGGAUAAGAAACGAGAGCUAAUUGAAGGAGCUUUGGACGAGAAGGCCUCCAAGAAUAUCUCUAGACUGGGAACCCGAGAGCUGGCUUACUUAUUUGGAGUUCACUAG
Molecule: messenger RNA, 3588 nt
Organism: Aspergillus bombycis
Lineage: Eukaryota; Fungi; Ascomycota; Eurotiomycetes; Eurotiales; Aspergillaceae
Product: putative SWI/SNF family DNA-dependent ATPase Ris1
Exons: 2
Coding region: 1-3588 (1195 amino acids)
Cellular component (GO): cytoplasm
Molecular function (GO): ATP binding; ATP-dependent chromatin remodeler activity
Source: RefSeq, a predicted model, not a curated record